AAUGAAAACCUACUGGUUGGUAGAUUUCCAGGAACAGGGUUGGGCAGAGAUGCUUUAGCUGUUGAGUGAGGGGUGCUUUGUUAGGGUUGCAGUGAAAACCUACAGGACAGUAGAUCUCCGGGAACAGGGAUGGCUUCCACUGCUCUGGAUCGUCUCUGCUUUUCCCAGGUGGAAGAUGCUUAAAAUUCUAUUGAUGAACUUACUCAAUUUGAUCACCACCCAUUUAUUAAUUUCUGUAAGUCAAUAAGAAAUCUCAUAAAAUUAAUUUGGGAACUUUAGGAUGAGUGAUAUUUUUAAACCCAGAGGGAAAAAGAUUCAAUCAUAAAAUGACAUUAAGCACUGAAAAAAGAGAAACUUAAUUUGAUAGCCCUUGGGAUGGGGAUUCGGGGUUCACACUGUGUAGAAUUGUACCAUGACCUUGAACAGUGUAUCGGUUUGACCCUUGGGACCCUGAGCAGUAUACUGGAGACACUUGUAUGACCUCUGUCCUCUGUGGCCUUACACAGUGUGCCUGUGUGACCAGUCUCUUCCGGAGCAGUGGUUUGGCAUGAUUGGAAUGGAUACCGUGCCCUGGCAUGAAAUGGGCAGGUCUGAGGACGGUGCCCGGGCAUGUGAAACUGGCACAGCCGCGUUACAACUGAGGAAACGUAACCGCAGAUUCACCCCCACCGUUAAAAGCCACGUCUCCUGUUUCUUCCUCCUGCAGUUCCUCAGCCAGUCCCCUUUCAGGAUGGUGCUCUCCGACUUCCUUGUGCAGCCAAUCCCCUGCACGGCCUGCUCACAGGACCUGCGGGGCAGAGGGCAUGCGUGCAUGCGGGUGGCACGUUCACGUGCUGUCGCAGGGAUUAACGUCCAAAGGAAAGCGCAGGAUGGGGUCUGUUUCAGCUGCAUAGCCCUCAGACUCUCAAGCCAAAGGUCCGUAGAGCUCAGUGGAUGCAGCUACGUCUCUGUGCUGUCCUUCAGUCCGUCCGCGUACGCUAAAGACAAACAUGGCCGCACGCGCUGGGCCUCCGGGUCACACAGACUGUACAGCGGCGUGGCGGUCACGCCCCCCGGGUGUCGGGGCGUGGCGGCGGGCGUGGGGGGGGGCGUGGCGGCGGGCAUGGGGGGGGGCAUGCCCGCGGGCGCGCCCCCCGUCCGGUGGUGGCACAGCACCGGUCGGCUGCGGGACGACUCGAAGGUGGAGAAGUCGCUCCUGUCCCUGAAGGAGAAGAACAAGAAGCUGGAGGAGGGGGGGCCGGUGUACAGCCCCGUGGUGGACGCCGCGCUCGCCCGCCGGACCAUCGGCCAGCGCGUCGCCGACGAGAUCCGCCACUACUACCACGGCUUCCGCCUGCUGUGGAUCGACACCACCAUCGCCGGGCGCAUGCUCUGGAGGGUCCUCCAUGGCCACGCCCUGUCCCGGCGUGAGCGGAGACAGUUCCUGAGGACGUGUGCGGACGUGUUCCGCUUGCUGCCCUUCCUGGUCUUCAUCAUCGUGCCCUUCAUGGAGUUCCUGCUUCCUGUGGCGCUGAAGCUCUUCCCAAAUAUGCUGCCCUCCACCUUUGAGACUCAGUCUAAAAAGGCGGAGCGGUUGAAAAAGGAGCUGAGGGUGAAGCUGGAGAUGGCGAAGUUCCUCCAGGACACGGUGGAGGAGAUCGCCCUGCGCAACAAAGCCGUCAAGGGCAACGUGACCGAGGAGUUCUCCACCUUCUUCCAGAAGAUCCGGGACUCGGGCGAGCGGCCCAGUAACGAGCAGAUCAUCCGCUUCUCCAAGCUGUUCGAGGACGAGCUGACGCUGGACAACCUGACGCGGCCGCAGCUGGUGGCGCUCUGCAAGCUGCUGGAGCUGCAGUCCAUGGGGACCAACAACUUCCUGCGCUUCCAGCUCAUCAUGAAGCUGAGAGCCAUCCGCGCCGACGACAAGCUGAUCGCAGAGGAAGGUGUGGACAGUCUGAACGUGACGGAGGUGCAGGCCGCUUGUCGGGUCCGCGGAAUGCGCUCUCUGGGGGUGACUGAGGAAAGGUUGCGGGAGCAGCUGAAACAGUGGCUGGAGCUGCACCUGAACCAGCACAUUCCCACCUCUCUGCUGCUGCUCUCCCGAGCCAUGUUCCUACCGGACACCCUGUCCCCCGCAGACCAGCUGAAGACCACGCUGCAGACCCUGCCGGAGAUCGUGGCGAAGGAGGCGCAGGUGAAGGUGGCGGAGCUGGAGCUCUCUGCGGUGGACAAUAAGACCAAGCUGGAGACCACGCUGCAGGAGGAGGCCGCCAUCCAGCAGGAGAACCAGGAGCGGGAGCUGGAGAGGCUGGCCGACGCCGCCGAGAGGGCCAAGGAGGUGCUGCAGGAGGCGCUGCAGACAGGGGCGGAGUCUGCGGUGGACCAGAAGGCCACAGUGGUCAGUGCGAAGAAGCGCCAGGUUGCCAUGGACACGGAACAUGACCUGGUAAACGUGGACCUGGCCAUCCACUCGGAAACACUGAGAGACACCGCCCCUGUGUUGGAGGGCAUUAAGGGGGAGGAGAUCACUAAGGAGGAGAUUGACAUGCUGAGCGACGCCUGCUCCAAACUGAAGGAGCAGAAGAAGCUGCUGACCUUGGAGAAGGAGGAGCUGGAGGACCUGAAGGACGACGUGAACGAGUACAACGAGGACGUGGAGGAGAUCAAGAAGGAGCUGUCCAAGGCGGGACAGGAGGAGGCGGUCCAGGAGUCCAAAGCCAGCAAGCGCCUCGCCAAGAGGGUCAACCGUAUGAUCGGGCGCAUAGACCACAUCAUCACCGAGCUGGAGAGGGACAAGACCGUGCUGGACGGGCAGAUGGACAGCGGAACCACCCCUCCCAUUGGAUUAUUCUCUGGCAAAUCACGCAUGUACUUCACCUUUAGGGAGAACCUGAUCAGCAUCGCCGAGCUGAUCGCGGUCAUGCGCCAAAUCCAGAACAUUCCCGAGCAAAAGCUUCUGGCCAUCGCCGACGCGCUGGACGACAACAAGGACGGCAAGGUCGACAUAGACGACGUCAUUAAGGUGAUCGAGCUGAUCGACAAGGAGGACAUCGACAUCUCCACCACCCAAGUGGCGGAAAUCAUGGUCAUGCUGCAGAAGGAGGAGAAGCUGGUGGAGAAGGAGAAGGCCAAGGAGAAGGCGGAGAAAGAGCAGGCCGUGAAGAUCUGAGCCCCGCCCUCCGGCCACGCCCCCGCCACGCCACGCCCCCCCCCCCCCGCCGCUACCAAGACGCUACCGCUACCAGCUAACUCUUCUUUCUGGAAGCUUCCGGCGAAUAGAGGCCAUCUGACAGGGGGCUUUGAAAAUCAUGAACAGAUUUUCAGAGCAAGGCUUUCCCUCUGUCAGUUUUACUCUGUAAUCAGUAAGCUGUGUGUGUGUGUGUGUGUGUGUGAGAGAGAGAAUAUGAGUGGUCACUAGUAUAUAAUGUGUGUAUAUAUAGGAGCAAAUUAUGAACAAUUUUCGUUCCACUGGCCAGAUAAUAAUAAUAAUAUUAGACUGUAUAUAAACCAUGGAUCUGGUUAGGUGUGCUACUUGUUAUCUAACUGAGGGGAAACAUGAGACAGAAUUCCACUGAAGUUGAAAGUAACGUCUGAACUCAUGAAAUUUGCCUUUCAUUCGUUAACUUAAUCAUCCUGAAGAAAUGCAAUCGUGGCAUUUCUCGACUUUGCACACUAAAUUCGUUACCGUCAUUCCAGAAGUGCAGUACUUCAGUAUUUAUUUAAUUUAGAUUUUGUUAGCGUUUUGCUGCCAUACUGGUGAACCAUGAAAUGAUCUUGAAUGUAUUUUUGCGAUGCAGAAAUCAAAUGUUGAUGUGGUGUUAUAUAAUCAAACAGGGUUUUAUCAAAUUAAUUUACAUUUUUUUUGUCAGGGGAAAAAAAAAAGAGAUGUUUGAAAAGCUUAUAGAAGUGGAACACUGCUUUUAAAUAUAUUUUGGUAAGGGACUGCUGCUGUUGAAUUGAUAUACCAAAGGAAAAAGUUUGUUUUAUUUUUAAAAAUACAAAGAAUCCUAGAUGCUUGGGGGUUGAAAUUUGGUUGAAAUUGAGAGAUGCUUCUUGAGCACUUUCAUGUGUUGAUGUUGACCUUGAGCAAAAUGAGGUAACACUAGAAGCACCUUAUUGGAGAACAGAGAGUUUUUCAUACCCUGAAAUGACCAUUUAACAUAUUCCCCUUUAAACAAUCACUUGAAUACUUGUAGUUCCUACACAUAAGAUUUCUAUUAAGGUUGGUGCUUGUAUUAUAAGAGUAUUCUCUUACAAAUACUUAAAUACUUAAACCAGGGAAAAUUAUUUUACCUUUUAGGACUGUGCUAAGAAAUAGUUUAGGAAGGAUUCAAGAUACAUCCUUGUAAUUAUUAUUCCUUGUUAUAACACUUUUCUUAAGUGUUCUUGCAUGUAAAUGCAUAUUUUCCACAACCUUACAGCAUCAAAAUUCAUGAUGGUUAUUAUUGCUCCCGUACACCAGAAAUGCAGUAUUUGCUGUACAAUGGUUAUUUAUUUGCCCAGAUGACUGAAAUCCUUGUUGAAGGGAACUGAUUUUCAUUGCAUAAUAGUUAAAAUAUAAGAAAUAUUUAACUAUCCCAGAAACGUUUCCCCCUUAAUCAAUAAUGAAACGGGGGAAACAUCCCUUUAAAAAUAACCUGUUGAAAGAUCAUUCAGUUUUUAAUACCUCUAAUUUUUUUUUUUGCGGUUUGGUCAUUUUAUACAGUGAAAAUCUGUAUAAAGUGUGUGUACAAGCAGUGUACAUUCACAUUGUAAAUCCCCCAGUGUUUCCUUAAUGCAAGGAAGAUUCUUUAAAGUAGAGGCUUGUGAUAAUUGAGAUUUUUUUCCCCCCCAAAGUGUUUCUUUCAGCAGAUGCAGUUGUUCUAAAUACGGCCUCAGCUCCCACCUUCUGUAAAAUAAGAAGGAAGUCCAGCUGUAGGACACUAUCAUCUCUCAUGACCCUGGAUUGUGUGUUUAGGAGUGGAGUCACUGGGCUGUUAAGACAUGUCCAACAGCAGCACUUGCUUUAAACGGUGCUUGAGAUGAGAAGCAGUUGGGCUGUUUGAAAGCCACUCGCAUAUAUGAACAGUGGGAUCCAUGCCGCGCGGUCUAGAGACGUGGACAGGCUUUCGUUUGGUCAGUGUAAAUGUACGGCAGCACCUUUACAGCGCACAAACCCGCAUCUUAAAACAUACCUCUGUGUGUACGUCUCCAAACCACUCUGUACAGGCUUUGGCGUUUGCAUUUGGGUACCUCUUUUGUUUUGUUCAGUGUUUUUUUGCAGAUCUCGAGGUGAGCACAGCUAGCUAGUCUGCUAACCGCUAGCUCGCAUGCUUUUAUAUGAGCACCCGUAGUGUCUUGUAGAUCGGCUUUGUCUAUAGGCGUUAAUGAUGUGACUGUAAUCGGUGGGUUCACAGCGACCCAGAACAGAUUAAAAUGUCGGUUGGAAGCUACCCUAUGUAUAAUUGCACUAAAUGAGCUCAUGUUCAGACUGUUCAGUCUGUGUUUGGGCUUCGGUAUGAAUGUGGUGUCGAAAGGGCAGGUCUGUGGUGGGGCGGGGCUUAAUCGCACCACGCCCCUUUCCAGUCUCAGAGCAGCGAGUGAUACAUUGCACUGGUUCUCUGCUUUAAAACUGGUACCGUAGCCAUGUCCAAAUUGGCGUACUUGCUUACUACUGAGUAUACAAGUUGCAUACUCAAUAGGAGGCAAGUGUGUUGAAUUGGUGCACUUGCCUACUACUGAGUAUACAAGUUGCAUACUCAAUAAGAGGUAAGUGUGCUGAUUCGGACAGGCCCAUAAUUUAACGCGAGGGAGGGAGGUAUGCCUUGAGUAGUCUAGUUCCACUUCUCAAGGCAGAUUUGUGUUAUGCAGUAAAGCGUAUAUUGUUAUUGAUAAAUCUUUAUAUUUAAUGAGGUAGUUUUUCUUAACAUGUUAAUCAGGCUUAUUUUUAUUUUUACCGGAGAAGUGAGGGUAGAACUAUGAUUUGUUGCAAGUUACUGGAAGGAGCAUCUCUGAUGCAGUACUUGACUUCAUAGGAAGCCAGACUUCUGUGUCUAGUUUUGUUCACGCGAUCGUUUCCCUUUCCUGCAGUUUUGAAUGGGGAAAUUUAGGCAGCUUGUGUGAACGGAGCUACAGAAUUUUAGUCUGGCGUAACAUUCUAGAACGAUUUUGAUUGUUGCCGUGAGACCAUGUCUUGCAUUAAAAAAUAUUUAAAAAAUAAUUAAAAAAAAAAAAAAAAAAAGUAAAAAAGUUAAAUACGAGUAUACUGUACACACGUCCAUUUUGUUUAUUCCGAAUGUUUUAUUUAUUCCGUUUUGAUUGAUCUUAAUUUCAGCCUCUGCCUAUCAUGCUUACUUUCAGCCACUCCCAUAGUGCUUUUCAUAACCAAAGUUGUAUCGAAUAGAACGCGCAGCUAGGUUUUCGUUCCGAAAGUUGUAACGUUAUCGGAACACUGCUCAGGCAAGCUGCGGUGUGCGGGCCAUUGGACAGGGGCGUGGCUGAUGCAAGGGGGCGUGGCCAAAACGGUAGCGGGACUGCAUCACUGGAAACAUAGAACAUUUGGCGCGGAGAUGACACAGAAGUUUUAACGUUCAGUGACAUGUAUUUAACUGACAAAGAAAUGAGCGAAGAAACAGACUGGAUAUUGGCCCACAAGGCUAAGGAGACUUUGCCAUGUUUAUAUUUUAAAAGCUAUUUCAGUCAAGUCUGAACAUAAAACUUGAAGCCUUGUUUUGUUGGUGUGAUUCAUAACUGUAUCGCCAGUGCCCACAGUUACCGUCGGCAACUCCCCAGCAUUGUGGCUCACUCAAUAAAAGUUUGUUUGAUCAUUUAA
Messenger RNA from Anguilla rostrata (American eel), 6790 nucleotides. It is a transcript of the gene letm1, whose product is annotated as leucine zipper-EF-hand containing transmembrane protein 1. Gene Ontology annotation, biological process: intracellular monoatomic cation homeostasis. The transcript has 15 exons. Gene Ontology annotation, cellular component: mitochondrial inner membrane. The record is from RefSeq and is a predicted model, not a curated record. Bases 548 to 3148 code for a protein of 866 amino acids. Lineage: Eukaryota; Metazoa; Chordata; Actinopteri; Anguilliformes; Anguillidae. Gene Ontology annotation, molecular function: calcium ion binding; ribosome binding.